Puccinia triticina is the source of this 2214-nucleotide messenger RNA. RefSeq lists its product as uncharacterized. The transcript is spliced from 5 exons. Bases 1 to 2214 code for a protein of 737 amino acids. Lineage: Eukaryota; Fungi; Basidiomycota; Pucciniomycetes; Pucciniales; Pucciniaceae. The record is from RefSeq and is a predicted model, not a curated record.
AUGGCUUGGCUCAAAAUCAUCCUUUGCCACCUGAUUUGGGAGAUCGCCGCUGGUCCUGCUGAGCUUGAGGAACUACGACGCACGACUUCGAGGGAUUCUAUCAACCUCUGGAAUGAUAAUUCGGAUGUGUUUGCAAGUCUUGAUUUUGAUUUCUCAGGGAGCCCAGAGGAGUUGACGGGGGAGCUCAAUUUGUCAAAUUAUCCCGAUUCUGAGCCACUUGAUCACAUUGGGCCGAUAGGAUUCAAGCCAUCUGGGAAGAAAGAUGGGCAUCAAGCAACUCACGAUCAGGCAUCGGUAUCGUCUUACAGAAAAGGAGUAGGAUUGAACACCAUAUUUAUCCAGGCCCCAGCGAAACCACAGUGGCCUUCCAAGAGCUCUGAAACCGAUCGGGAAAACGAGCCAUCUGGCAAAAGAGGAUUCGAAUGGAAGAGAGCAGACGAGGAAAUCCAACUGCUUGACCACCUGCAAACAUUCCAUCCCCCACUCGAAAAUGAGGCGCAUCCUGAGAGCUCCGUGAACACGACUCCCCGGGAUCUGACCGACCUCAAGAAUGAUCAGUUAAAUGCAUUCGAAAGCCUUGAUUUGGCUAUCGAAGAAAUAAAUAGGUUCGGGGCAGACUUCCAUUGGUCAUUCGAUCCCCUUUCCGAUGCAGCUGGAUUCAGGCCAUCUGAGGAGAAAGAAUAUACCACUGUCCCGAUCUUUCGGCUUGGAAUUAUAAAUCUAGACGGAAACCGUGGUAAUCACGAGCAGGUAGCGGAGUCGUCUUAUGGAGAAGGAGUAGGAUCAAACAGCAGAUUGAUCCAGGUCCCAGCGGAAAACGUGGCGCAUUGCAAGAGCUCUGAACUCGUUGGGGAAAUCAAGCCGUCUGAGGGAAAUAAACAGUUCGCAUCGAAGAGAGCCACCAAGGAGAUUCAACCGCUUCUCCAAAAACAAGCACUUCAUCCCCCCAUGGAAAAUGUGCUGCAUUCGGAGAGCUCCGGAACUGCUUGGCAAGCGCAUGAUGUACGGCCAGGCAGACCGAGUGAGCUAUUGCAAGUUGCUCAACCACAUCAACCACUUAUCUAUCAAACCAGUACUCACAUGCAAACCGAGGCGCCUUUGGAGAGCUUCCAGACCAAUUCGCAAGCCAAGUCCUAUGUUAGAAAACAAGUAGGAUCCAACAAAAGGUUGAAAGUCAAUCAACAAAUUCAAAAGCCUAUCGACCAACUGACCCAGACCCCCACGACUUCACGACCGCAUCCGGAAAGCUCUAUUUCCAAGUCAGACCCAGCGAGUCAGGCAAAGAGAGCGCAGGAAAACAACAAGAAAAAAACUAGCCGCACAAGGGGACAACAAACACGAUACUUUAGUGAGGGGGCCGAAAUGCGUACUCUUCACCUUCGUGCGGAAGACGCCCUUAGCUACCAGGACCCUUCAGCGAAAGAAGAACUCGCAUCCUUCAUAGAAAAGCUUGAUCAAAAACAUGAAGAGAUGCAACACGUUCAUAGUGAUUCUUUAAUAUCACCCCUAACGGAGACAUAUGUGGAGACGCUUGGGGGUUUAGAAAUGAUUGUACCUAGGUUUAGACUUAUAGAAAAUCAUGGAGAUCGUUCUCUUUGCAAGAUAAACAUCCGAUUACCUCUCAAAUCAAAUAACCAACGACAGAAGAAAUAUGAUCCGAUCCGCAGGAAGAUCAACACAAUCUUACGAGCCCUAAAUUCUUAUCAUAACUUACUUUUUCUGAAUGGAAUGGAUCAAGAUAUUUUACAAAGAAAAGAACAAAAGCAUGCAGAUCUACUCGAAUGGUUUUACGACCAGAUAUUCACCAACACUGUAGAUCACCCCCCCCUACUUGGCGAGGCCGAAGUCAAACUUCUAGAAGUUAGUCGGGAGAAGAAAUUCACCGAUCCCCAAAAUACUGUAGAUCACCCACCCUUCAAAGGCAAAGAAAAGGUUGAACCUCAAGAAAUAAGUGGGGAAAAGAAGUUCAAUGAUGCCCAGAGGCGUAUAUAUAAAGAGUUGAUUGAUCCAGCAAAGCUAGGCAGAUACGAGGCUGAAAUGAUUGCGCUUGAUCUUAUAAUACUUUGGUACAGAGCUGAAUUCUCAAAACUCUUGGUAGGUGCUUUCCCCAAGGGUGAGGAAUACAUUCAGAAGCUAGCUCAGGGAUUAAAAGCAUAUAAGCCCAGCAAACUCAAGAAACACCCAUCAGGAUUUGUUGCAAGAAAAAGUAGUUGA